AUGAAUACUACUAUUAAAAGAAAAUUAUCCACCACUUCUGUUAAUGAAGACCAUGAUGGAAAGAAGCCUGAAUUAACAAAACAAGAUUUGUCAACUCAUGAUGCUUCCGAUGAAUCCAGUCCUGAAUCCAGUUCUGAAAGUGAAAAUGAAGAAGAGCAGGAUCCAAUAUAUGCUAAUAAAAAGCAAAAGUUAACUUCUCAAGAUAUUCAAAUUGCUCGUGAAACUGCAGAGUUAUUUAAGUCUAAUAUUUUCAAACUACAAAUCGACGAAUUGUUAGAACAAGUUAAAUUAAAAGAUAAACAUAUUCUAAGAAUGGAAAAAUUUUUGCAUAAACUUUAUGACAUGAUUCAGGAAAUCCCAGACUGGACCAAUAAAAGUUUAGUUGAUGUAGAAAACUUCUUUCAUGAUAAGAUUGUUACUGUUCCAUUUGCUGAUCCUAAACCAGCUCUUAAAAACACCUUAUACAAAUUUGGGUUUUUGAAGCCAAAUGUCUCCUUGAUUGGAUCUUUUGGUUUAAAAACAGCUAUCUACCAGCCCAGAGGUUCUUUUGUUGAUGUUGCAUUAACUAUGCCCAGCGAGUUGUUCGAAAAAAAAGAUUUUUUAAAUUUCCGAGCACUUCACAAGAAAAGUGUUUAUUUAGCAUAUUUAACUCAUCAUCUAAACAUUUUAUUUGAAAAAUAUGGUUUUAGUGAUUUUUUGGAAUUGAAAUACAAAUACUUUGAUAACGAUCCAUUAAACCCUAUUUUAACUAUUAUUUGUAACCCUAUUAUCAGCAACAAUUCCAAACUAAAUGAAUACAAUUUCCAUAAAAGCAGAUUUUCAGUCAAUUUAAUCAUCUCUAUUCCUUACGAUAUCUUUGAUAGAAAAAAACUGUUGCCAAAUAAAAACUGUGUCAGGGUUCAGGACGAUAAUAUCACACCUACACCUUUUUACAAUUUUUCGAUACUUUCCUCCACUACUCACGAACAUUAUUUAAGAUAUUUAUAUAAAACCAAGAAACUUACUGAAUCGUUCAAAGAAGCCAGUAUAUUAGGCCGUUUGUGGUUAUCGCAAAGAGGGUUUUCAUCCAAUAUUUCUCAAAAUGGUGGGUUAGGUGGUUUUGGAUCCUUUGAAUUCAUGAUCUUGAUGGCGGCACUAUUGAAUGGUGGUGGCGUUACUGGUAACAAAAUUUUGUUACACGGAUUCUCCUCCUAUCAAUUAUUCAAGGGUACCAUUAAAUAUUUAGCUACCAUGGAUUUAAGUGACGAUGGCCAUUUGCAGUUUUAUUCGGAUAAUUCAAAUUCUAUUUCGAACAAAUAUAUAAAGGGUGGUUUUAAUACACCAACUUUAUUUGAUAAAACAACGAAACUCAAUCUUUUAAGUAAAUUGACGCCAAGCGCUUAUAGAGUUUUACGUUUGUAUGCUGUUCAGACUUAUAAAAUGUUGAACGAUGUUGUUAAGGACCAAUUUGAAAAUAUUUUUUUGGUUAACACCACUAAACUUGACGAAAUUAGGUACGACAUUGUAUUAGACUUUAAGAUUAAGAGCGACAUAGCAUCUUUAAAUAGUAUGUUUGGUCCCAAGGAAAAGAUCCGAUUUAUUUCUUUGGAAAAUUUUACAAUUAACAAAAUAUCAAACAUCAUAACUUUAGGAUUGGGUGAUAGAAUUCAUGGAUUUGAGUUAGAAACAUUGUAUAACAACAAUGCCAAUAAUAAUAAUAAUAGUAGAACAUUUCCCAUUACAAAAAGAAAAUACCAAGUUGGAUUCGAUAUGGUAAGAGUGAAAAUUUUGAUAAAUCCACAAGAAUGUGAAAAAUUGGUUACUCGCGGCCCUAUAAAUGGCGAGGAGCUAACUCCAGAGGUUCAACAAUUUAGAGAAUUUUGGGGUCCCAAAUGUUCUCUACGUAGGUUUAAAGAUGGCUCGAUUGUAAACUCUUGUGUUUGGUCAACUUCUGCGACAAAGCCAGUUGUUGUUUCCAUUUUAGAGUAUAUUCUAAAGCACCAUUUAGGUGAUGAGGUUAGUCUACAAACAUCUGACAUGCUUAAAUUUAAUGAAUUAUUACCAUUACCAAACAUCCCUGGUGCCAAUUCUACGAGUAUUUUGAAUUUAAGCUCCUUUUUCAAUUUGAAAAAAUCCUUUGAUGAAUUAUACAAAAUUCUUUUCAGGAUGGAGUUGCCAUUAUCGAUCAAGUCUAUCACACCUGUUGGAAACUCUUUUCGGUACACCACAUUGUUGCAACCAGUACCAUUUGCAUAUUCUAAUCCGGAUUUUUUACAGGAUGUUGUUUUGGAGUUUGAAACAAGUUCCAAGUGGCCAGAUGAAUUGACAUCUUUGGAAAGAACCAAAACUGCAUUUUUAUUGAAGAUUCAUGAAAAAUUGGAAGAAUCGUACGCUGAUUACAACUCUUACUUUGCUAGGGAUGAAAGCAUUCCAAACAAUCUAGAAAUUAUAACAUUAAAUGUUUUAACACCAGAGGGAUUUGGUUUUAAAUUUAGAGUUUUAACUGAAAGGGACGAGAUUUUGUACUUGCGCGCAAUCUCUAAUGCUAGGUACGAGUUGAAAGCUGAACUAGAAAGAACCUUUUUAAAGUUUACGAGUAAAUAUUUAGGCUCAAUCAGACAUACCAGAACUAUAGAAAAUAUAUCACAUAGUUAUCAUUUGUACUCGCCUACUGUUCGUUUGUUUAAAAAAUGGUUGGAUAGUCACUUAUUAUUGUACCACCUUCCCGAGGAACUGGUGGAGUUAAUAGCUAUGAAACCGUUUGUAGAUGCUGAUCCUUAUUUUAUUCCAGGAUCGUUGGAAAAUGGGUUUUUGAAGAUUUUGAAAAAUUUAAGCCAGUGGAAUUGGAAAGAGGACCCUUUAAUUUUGGAUUUAAUUAAACCAGAGGUUGUAGGUAUAGCGGAAGAGAGCGAUUACAUUUCACAUGAAAUUUUAACUACUGAAACCACAAAGAAAUUAUCUGAAAAAUUAACAUUGGCGCAAUACAAAACUAUUCAAUCAAAUUUUAAGACGAUGAGGAAGACUGAUCCACAGGGACUACAUAUUCAAUUUUUUGUAGCUUCAAAAAACGAUCCGAGUGGGAUUCUUUAUUCUAGUGGUAUCCAACUACCUAUUGCCACCAGACUAACUGCUCUAUCCAAAGUAGCGGUUAAUUUUAUCCAAUUGCAUGGUAUUAAUGAUAAAACCAUUAAAUUGUUAUUUUCUCCAGGUUUGAAGGAUUACGACUUUGUUUUCAAGUUAAAAAUACCAAUGCCUUUGAGAUUGAGUAGUGGUUGUUCUGGUGAAUUUAAAAAUUUGGCUGUUGAUGCGCCAAUGUCUUUCCCCAAGGAUUGCGGCAAAAUAAUUGAAAAAAUGGAUCCUAGUCAUCAUUUGGUGAAAUAUUUGGCUAAAAAGUAUGGCAAUAGUAUUAUCUUUUCUAGCCAUUUGUAUGUAGGUAUCCAUAGUGAUAGAGGUGACGAAAAUGUAGUGAGCGGUUUGAUCAAACCAUUAUUUAAACAAGAAAAGUUGAAAUUUAGAGUCAAUAUGGAUUGUAAUGUUGAGCCCGUUGAUGAGGAAAACGUUAAAAUGAAUAUUAAGGCUGUUUUAAGUGAAAUUUCGACAUUUGGAAGUUCCUUAAUAACUGAUUUACAAAUUAAUAAUUGA
Molecule: messenger RNA, 3621 nt
Organism: Saccharomycodes ludwigii
Lineage: Eukaryota; Fungi; Ascomycota; Saccharomycetes; Saccharomycodales; Saccharomycodaceae
Gene: UTP22
Product: rRNA-processing protein UTP22
Exons: 1
Coding region: 1-3621 (1206 amino acids)
Biological process (GO): tRNA export from nucleus; rRNA processing
Cellular component (GO): UTP-C complex; CURI complex; small-subunit processome
Source: RefSeq, a predicted model, not a curated record